AAGUGUGGGAGGAUAUCGAGCUUUUCCCCGGGUCCUUCAGCUGAGCCGCACCUCCAAGAUGAUGAGUUAUUAUAUGGACACAGCCAUCAGCAAUGCAGCUCCUUAUGCUUUGGCUCGGCCUGGAAUGAUGAAACAGGGAGUGCCUGUUCCCUGCGAGGAUCCCUGGGUGACCUGUGCCUUCCAGGCCUCCUGCUGCCAGCCCCGGCCCUGCUGCCCGCUCUGGGACGAGCCCGCCACACAGGAGGUGCCCACCGGGCUGGAGCACUACGGCACGGACAUGGAAUGUGCAGAUGUGCCUUUAUUAACGCCCAGCAGCAAAGAAAUGAUGUCCCAGGCACUGAAAGCCACGUUCAGCGGCUUUGCCAAGGAGCAGCAGCGGCUGGGAAUUCCCAAAGACCCGCAGCAGUGGACGGAGACGCACGUGCGGGACUGGGUGAUGUGGGCAGUGAACGAGUUCAGCCUGAAGGAGGUGGAUUUCCAGAAGUUCUGCAUGAAUGGAGCUGCCCUCUGUGCCCUGGGCAAGGAGUGCUUCCUGGAGCUGGCGCCUGAUUUUGUGGGAGACAUCCUCUGGGAACAUCUGGAGAUCCUGCAGAAAGAGGAGGCGAAACCGUACCCAGCCAACGGAGUGAGCACCACAUACCCCGAGUCCCGCUACACCUCAGACUACUUCAUUAGUUACGGCAUCGAGCACGCGCAGUGCGUGCCCCCCUCCGAGUUCUCGGAGCCCAGCUUCAUCACCGAGUCCUACCAGACCCUGCACCCCAUCAGCUCGGAGGAGCUGCUGUCCCUCAAGUACGAGAGCGAGUACCCCUCGGUGCUGCUGCGCGAGCCCGCCCAGGACCCGCUGCACAACGACUUCUUCUCCAUCAAGCAGGAGGUGGUGACCCCAGACAACAUGUGCAUGGGCCGUGCCAGCCGAGGUAAGCUGGGGGGCCAGGACUCCUUCGAGAGCAUAGAGAGCUACGACAGCUGUGACCGCCUGACGCAGUCCUGGAGCAGCCAGUCCUCCUUCCAGAGCCUGCAGCGCGUCCCCUCCUACGACAGCUUCGACUCUGAGGACUACCCUGCCACCCUGCCCAGCCACAAGCCCAAGGGCACCUUCAAGGACUAUGUGCGGGACCGGGCCGACAUGAACAAGGACAAGCCUGUCAUCCCUGCUGCUGCCCUGGCUGGCUACACAGGCAGUGGACCCAUCCAGCUGUGGCAAUUCCUGCUGGAACUGCUCACUGACAAGUCCUGUCAAUCCUUCAUCAGCUGGACGGGCGAUGGCUGGGAAUUCAAACUUUCAGACCCAGACGAGGUGGCCCGGCGAUGGGGCAAGAGGAAAAACAAGCCCAAGAUGAACUACGAGAAGCUGAGCCGUGGGCUGCGCUAUUACUACGACAAGAACAUCAUCCACAAGACGGCGGGGAAGCGCUACGUGUACCGCUUCGUGUGCGACCUGCAGAGCCUGCUGGGCUACACCCCCGAGGAGCUGCACGCCAUGCUCGACGUCAAACCUGACGCUGAUGAGUGACAGGGACACGGGCACGGCGCUGUCCCCACAGGGACGGCCGCGGGACUUGUGUGGCGGUUCUGUUUUUAUUGAUUUUCGCUGUUCUUCUGCUCGUUUUUUUUCCGAGGGCCGCUCAGAUUCGAGGCUUUGAGGAUGUCGGGGGAGAGGGGGGAGGAAGAGGAAAACUUUAGGGAAGGAUGGGCUUUUUGUUGAUUUCCUGAAAGUUUCAAGACAGGCUUUUCUGGGGGAAAAUUCUGAGUUUUGAGAAAGCCAGGAAAAUGUAGCUCACUUAAAAAAACCAACAAUCCCCUCCCCACCCUUGGCUGUUUAGAAAAAUAUUGCGAUGGAAUGGAUCCCUUUGGUCGCUCACACACAAACUGACAGGUCAGGAAUGACAAUAUUCCUGAGGAUUUGAGGAAUUUUAAACUUUUUUCUUUUGGAAAACCAAAAUGGGUGAAUAUUCUUGCUUUGGGGAGGGGCAAUAUAGGAAAAGACCAAGAACUGCUGUUCUUGUUCCAUCACCUUUCUGUCCAUUGUCCUCUUUUCUACAAGAGAGAAUUUUUCCUAGGAGGGAUCAAGACUUUUUUUUUUUUUUAAAGUUUUAUUUUAUUAAAUUUUGUGCCAGUAUUUGUUUUUUUUUUUUUUUCUAAAUAGUCUUAAGCUCUAAGAUGGUCUCAGUAUUGCAAUAUUGUGUGUGUUUGUUUCUGUUCUGCCAGCAGAGAGUUUUAUCCCAGGGAUGAAAAAGAGGAAUUAGUUUAUGUAGACCCCACUGGAGAAUUGAAAUGCUGGGACUGGGAUGGGAAGGAAAAUGAACUCCAAAGUGGCUCCUGUUGAUGCUGGCUGGGGGUUCCACUCCUGUUUCCAGCCCACAUGCUGUGCUGAUAAUGCUGGUUGAAAUCCCUGCUUUUUUUUUAAUGUCUGGCUGCACAAAUCCUCUCAAAAUUUCCAUGGAAAAUGUCUUUUGGUAUUUUUCAAAUCACUUCUUUUGCUCAAGGAACACUUUGGUGCUUACAGACAUUUUUUUGGGGGGGAGGGGGAAAGGAGAGAAAUUCCCAUGUUUUCAAUGUGGUGAAUGGAAAAUGUGCAAGUUAAUUGAGGGGAAAAAUCAGGAAAAAGUUCAAAACCCAAGGGAAAUGCUUUUUCCUUCCUGUUUCAAACAGCUCUGUCUUUAUGGCCGUGUGUGGGCACAGCAGAAAAGAAAUUGCCCCUGCAAAUGGGCUCAUUAUGGCUCUUGGGCUGCUGCUGUCAGGGUGAGGGUGGCACGGGGCACGAUGUCACCAGGGGUGGCUGUGGGACCAGGCCAGGGCAGCUGCUCCCUCUGGCCCCCAGACCCUUCCUGCAGCUGGUUCUCUCUGGAGGGGUCACUCCUGCUGUCCCUGGGGUGCUCUGGGCAGGCUGAGGACAAGGUCCCACCACCCUGGGGGCAAUGGUGGGACCUGGAGGGUCAGAGGCUGUUCCCAUACCCCAGUACAAUCCCAAAGCCAGAUCCCUGCAGAUUUGGCCUCCCAAGGGAAUCUUUCACCCCCCCCCCCGGGUGUUUGCAUUUAAAGGCAGCAUUUUGGACUUUACCAAAAUCCCUUCUCUGAGUGUCUUGGGGCACAGAGCUCAUUCCAGAGGCACUGGGACAGCUCUGGGAGUUGGGGUCAGAGCUUUUCCAUAGGAUCUGAGGAGUGAUUCCUGCCUGAUCCCAAAGGAUGGGGUGCCAGGACAGGAAUCUGUGUAAAAUACCCAGAAUAUUCAGGCACAACCCCCCCUCACAGGAGCAGAGCUGGAGGGGAGCCCAACCCCAAAGUGAUGCCCAGAGGUGCUGGGCUCUCCUUGGGCUCUGGGGCAGGGACCCAGCACCUCUGUAUCCUAAAACUGGGCAUUUUAGGGAAAAUCAGCCCCAGAAUUGCUGUGCCUUACAGAGGGUGGAGUUGGAGGGAAAUGGGGAGGCCAGGAGGGAGCUCCUGCCAGGGGCUGGAAGCAGAGGGGGCCCAGGAAGGGACGGUGUCACACUCAGGUGCUGUGAGUUGUCUGAAGGAAAGGUGGGAUGGAGGGAAAGGAGGGAAGAGGGGAUGGAGGAAGGUGAAGGGAGCCCCAAAGGAGGAAAGGGACUCUGCCCACUGAGAAUGGAACUCAGGCUUGUCUCCUUGGGCAGGCAGGGAGGAGGAGGAUGGAGGCAGCCUGGCCAAGCUGGAGGGAGAAAAGGGAAAUUGGGAUAUCAUGGAUGAGACCCCCAAGGUGAGGCUCUGGGACAGGUCCAGCCUGAGCCACAGCUGGGCAGCUGGACAGGGAGCAGGAGAGCUGUGAGGGCACAGAGGGCACAGGGAGGAGCUGGCAAAGAGCAUCCCAGCAGCAAUCAGAGGGGUUUGGGAUGUUCAGGGCUGCUGCAAAAUGCCCUGAGCUGGCCCAUCAUGGUCACUUCAAUGCCCCUUCCAGCCUUAGAAAGGGACUCCCAGACAUCCCAGCUCCUGCCCCUGGCAUGGAUCCUGUCCCAGGACAUCCCUCCUGCUUUGCUUGGAUGCUCCAGCUGAAAAAGAAAAGGAAUGGGAUAAAAUUUCCCUCCAAGAGGAGGAAUUGCAGGUUUGGCUACAGCCCCACACCCCUACCAGGCUAAAUCCCUCCCCCACUGUGCUUAUUCCAGGUUUCCAAGCUGGGCCUGGGUGUUCCCUGUGAUUCUGGGGAGGUGGUUAAAGGUAGGGAAGGGUGAGCCAGGGGAAGCAGCUCUGGAUUUUUGGAAGAAGCCUCUGGCUGGAGUUUCCUCAUCAUUUCUCCAGCCCUUUGCCCUCCCAGCUCACAGCCUGUGAACAGUCCCAGACACAUCAGCUCCAUCAUUUCCUAUUUUCCUUUGCUUUAUUCCUGUUCUAGAGGCCAUCCCAGAGAUGGGUGCUGUUUAUACACUGGAAAUGUGCAGAUUUCUCUUUUGUUUCUUUUGCUUUGGUUCCUUUUUCCUUCUGCUUUUCACUGCUGGUCUUUGGUGAGGGCUGUGCUGAGCAGGACAAGCUCAACCCAGACCCUCUGAGCUCCUUCAAGUCCAUGAAAAUUUGGUUACUUCCCAUCUGCUGGCCCAGAAGGAUGGAUCUGAGAGGGAUGAUGGAGAUCUGCCAGGGCUGGGACUCCCCCUGUGCUUUUCCUCCACGCAGGAGUGGAUUUCCCCCUUGCAGACAAUGUUGGAAACGGGGUCAUUUUGUCUUGGUUUGGAAUGUCUCAGGUGCUUUGGGUGAGAUUUUGGGGUAUUUUCUGUGUCCUGCUCAUUCUCUGCUGUUUCCAUGUGGGUUGGUGUUCCCCUGGCCCCUCUGGCAGAGCCUGAGCCUUGCAAACAGCUUAGGGGACCUUGACAGUUGAUAUUUGGGAACUCAAAAAUAAUGGGAAAAAUCCCAAUAAUGAUAAUCCCACCUCAAUAAUGACAAAACCCACAAGCACUUUCCUGCUGCCAGUCCCUCUCCAUCUCCAUGUGAUAACCCUUGGACUCUGGGCUGUGUCCAAGUGGAGAUCCAUGCCAUUCCCACACUCCCACCAUCCCCAUCCAGAUGGGAUCCUUCAGGGGUAGAAAUAACAGAACAGGGCAACAAAUAAAGAGUAAUGUAAAAUUUCACUUUCUCCUGUCUUCCCAAAGCAACACCUUCUCCAAAAAAUGGUCCCAGAAAGCAGCAGUAGAUCCAGAUGCUGCAGGAAACAUCUCCACUUUCUGAGUUUUGAGUUUUUGGAGGGGUUUUCUCCGAGGUUUUAGGAUUCAAUUGCUGGUUCCUUGUGAAAGCUGGGAUGCCUUGGUGUGCUCUGUUCCCUGGUAGGGUCUGUGUAACACCCAGGAGCUGUUGUCUACAUUCCAAAGAGGUUUAAAUAAAGGAUAAAUCUAUGUAUACAUAUAUGUUAUAAUGGAAUAUCUCCAGGAAUUAACUGCCUCAGUAAAAAAAAAAACCAACAAAAAAAAUUCCAAAAGUAAGGAAGUCUUUUUUGUUUUAUUUUGGUUUUACACAUUUUUUUAAGCUGAUAAACUUAGAAGAAGUUAAAAAAAAAGAGAUUGUUAUAUUGUGCUGUUCGACUAUUUUCCAACGUGUAUUUUCAUAUAAUUUAUAUUUUUUAAAAGUGGGAAAAAAAAAGUUUAAAAGCGAGAUUUAAAAAAAAAAAUAAAAAAACAA
This is a messenger RNA of Zonotrichia leucophrys gambelii, 5616 nucleotides long. RefSeq names its product ETS proto-oncogene 1, transcription factor (gene ETS1). Bases 59 to 1516 code for a protein of 485 amino acids. The record is from RefSeq and is a predicted model, not a curated record. Lineage: Eukaryota; Metazoa; Chordata; Aves; Passeriformes; Passerellidae. Gene Ontology annotation, molecular function: sequence-specific DNA binding; DNA-binding transcription factor activity, RNA polymerase II-specific. Gene Ontology annotation, cellular component: nucleus. The transcript has 10 exons. Gene Ontology annotation, biological process: regulation of transcription by RNA polymerase II; cell differentiation.